AUGUCGACUCAAUCUCCUCAUCCUCCGACCCCCAAGGGAUCGCGCAAUAACCGUCGCCCUCAGAAGAAGAAUAUGACCCCUCACGCUCAGAAACCGGCGCUCCUCUCUACUCCUCCGUCAUCCCCGCCGCAUAACAUGGGCCCCGGAGUCAUUCAGAUGGAUUCCUCAAACUUCAACUCUUCAAAGAAGAAGCCUGUGCGCUCAGCGAAGAAACCACGAGACAACAAAGCUUCUCCUGCCCCGCAUUCUGGAUACCACAGUAACGGGUACAACAGUGGUCCGCGACACACAUCAACUCACCCCUCUGUCACCUCUCCUCAGACAAAGCCGAGCGCAGCCUACGCGGGACCGACAUUCCACGCAUCGCCCGCACCGUCAGCUUUGCCAAUCCCUAGCUUUUUCUCCAAGUCAGCCCCUGAUGCCAAUCUUGUCCCACCCAUCGAGACCGAUAGUGAUGAUGCGGAGGUGGACCCCGAACUAGAGAUGACACCGUCCAAACCUCGCAACCGCAACAACCAACCCAAGGCCGAAGAGCACCAGCCUUCUCCUCUCGACUUCCUCUUUAAGGCUGCUGUGCAAGCCAGAGACCAGAAGUCCACGAGCAGCCCGGAGGUGCACAAGGUCCUUCAGUCUCCCCAGACCGAACCCAGGGCCUCGCGCACCAACCCUGAUGGCAUGUUUGCAUUUGAAAUGGGAAACUCUGACUAUUCUCGGAAUUCACGCAUUGGACCUUCCUUCGCUCCUUCUUACCAGGAUCGUAUGAAUGCGCUGCGGCCCACGAGUACCCCUCAGUCUUCUGACAUGACCGAGGAGGAACGACGCAUUAAGACCGAGGAGUUGAAGCACCUGUUGCUCAACCCACCCCCACAGAAGCCACCUUCCUCAGCUUAUGCCACUCAUGAAUAUGCUGGACCCUUUGGGCCGCGUCCUUCCAAUGUGCCUCCCUAUGCUACUCCUGUGCGAACCUCGUCUGGUCCUCAGUUGACCUCAUCGCAUGGUUCCUUUUCUCCCCACCAGCUGCAACAGCAGCAUAUUCCUCAGAAUAAUGGGCCUCCUCGCUACCCAUACCCUGCCCACUCUCACUCACCCCUGCGCCGUCAGGUUGAAAUCGUCCCACCUCCCUCGAUGCCCCAGUAUCGUGGCCCCCCUUCGAAUGGCGCCUCGAACCGAGCCUCCCCGGCGCCAUAUGGCAAUCCCUACAUGACAACCUCUCAGUAUCAGCAACCCGGCUACGCUUCCCCCCAGCCAAACCAUGCGUCGGCUGCAUUCCAAAUGCCGGUGAACUCACCAUCUCCUUCCCGGGUUGUGGACACCCGGCAAAUCGAAAAUGAUAUUCGCCGGGUUCUCAAGCUGGAUGCGUCGGGGCCUCCGGUCCCCCAGAGCUCGUAG
Penicillium griseofulvum is the source of this 1389-nucleotide messenger RNA. RefSeq lists its product as uncharacterized. The record is from RefSeq and is a predicted model, not a curated record. The transcript has a single exon. Bases 1 to 1389 code for a protein of 462 amino acids. NCBI's taxonomy places the organism in Eukaryota, Fungi, Ascomycota, Eurotiomycetes, Eurotiales, Aspergillaceae.